CAUCCGGGAGAGCGCAGUGCGCAGCCGCAGUGGCCGCCGCAGUUUCCGUAGCCCGCUCGCGCCCCGCUGAGCUCUGAGCGAACGAUUCCGCGAGCAGAAGGCCGACAUGCGGGCCUAACGGCGGGAAGGGAGCCGCUGGUCGCUGCUGGAGCCCCGGCCGCUGCGGGGAGUGCGUUGGCGGCCGCCGCGUGACAUGUCUGACGUCACCAGGAAGCCCCUGCGUUGUUCCUGCUAACGAGCUGCCCCCCUCCCGGCGAACCAGCAUGAAGAAGUUCAACAUUCGGAAGGUGCUGGACGGCUUCACGGCGGCGGCCGCCCCCCCUGCUCCGCCGCGGGAGGUCGACGCCGUCCCGGAGAGCCUCCAGUCGGAGCUGUUUCAGCUGUGCAAGACCGUGCGUCACGGUUUUCCGUAUCGGCCGUCCUCCAUGGCCUUUGACCCCGUGCAGAAAAUCCUGGCGGUCGGGACUCAGACUGGAUCUCUGAGGCUCUUUGGCCGCGCCGGCGUGGAGUGUUACUGUCAGCACGAGAGCGGCGCCGCAGUCAUCCAGCUGCAGUUCCUCGUCAACGAGGGGGCGCUGGUGAGUGCCUUAGCGGACGAUACCAUUCACCUGUGGAACCUGAGGCAGAAAAUUCCCGCCAUCCUGCACUCUUUGAAGUUCAACAGGGAGAGGAUCACCUACUGCCACCUGCCCUUCCAGAGCAAGUGGCUGUACGUGGGCACAGAGAGGGGCAACAUCCACAUCGUCAACGUGGAGUCCUUCUCGCUGUCCGGUUACGUCAUCAUGUGGAACAAAGCCAUCGAACUAUCCACCAAGACCCACCCAGGACCCGUGGUGCACAUCAGUGAUAACCCCAUGGAUGAGGGAAAGCUCCUGAUCGGCUUCGAGUGCGGGGUUGUGGUUCUGUGGGACCUCAAGUCCAAAAAGGCCGACUGUCGCUACAGCUAUGAUGAGGCCAUCCACUCCAUCGCCUGGCACCACGAGGGGAAGCAGUUCGUGUGCAGCCACUCCGACGGCACGCUGACCACGUGGAACAUCCGGACGCCGGCCAAACCCGUACUCACCGUUACGCCACACGGGAAGCAGCCAAAGGACGGAAAAAAGCCAGAACCCUGCAAGCCCAUCCUGAAGGUGGAGUACAAAACCACGAGAGCCGGGGACCCCUUCAUGGUGCUGUCUGGGGGGCUGUCCUACGACACGGUGGGGAGGAGAGCCUGUCUCACCGUCAUGCACGGGAAGAGCACCACCGUCCUGGAGAUGGACUUCCCCAUCGUGGAUUUCCUGACGCUCUGUGAAACUCCGUAUCCAAACGACUUCCAGGAACCGUACGCCGUGGUGGUCCUCCUCCAGAGGGACUUGGUAGUGAUCGACCUCGGACAGAUCGGGUACCCGCUGUUUGAGAGUCCGUACCCGCUGAACAUCCACGAGUCUCCGGUGACCUGCUGCGAGUACUUCGCUGACUGUCCGAGCGAACUCAUUCCGGCUUUGUACUCGGUGGGCAGCCGGCAGAAGAGACAAGGCUACAGCAAGAAGGAAUGGCCCAUCAGUGGGGGGAACUGGGGGCAAGGCACUCAGAGUUACCCAGAGAUCAUCAUCACGGGACACGCUGACGGCUCAGUGAAGUUCUGGGAUGCCUCUGCAUUGAUGCUCCAGGUGCUCUACAAGCUGAAGACUGCCAAAGUGUUCGAGAAGGCUCGCUGUAAGGAGGAGAAGGCCGACGCCGUGGACGAAGACCCCCUCGCCAUCCAGACCCUCUUCUGGUGUCCCGACAGCCGGAUGCUCUGCGUGGCGGGGGUGUCUGCUCACCUCAUCGUCUACAGGUUCAGCAAACAGGAAGUGACCGCCGAUGUCGUUCAGCUGCUGGAGGUGCGCAUGCUGAGCGAGAGGAGCGGCGUGGACGCUCCCGAUCCAGGAGGAGAUCAGACCCCCACCGCGCCUCCACCCUCCACCCCGCAGGACGGCGACGCCCCACCGGCGCCGCCGGCAGGCUGCAGCGAAGGAGCCCGGGACCCCGUCCUGCAGGUCCGGAGCUCCGCCCUCAAGCAGUCUCCGGGCUACCAGGUGGAGCUGGUCAUCCAGCUGCUGUGGGUGAGCGGGGAGCCCCCCCAGCAGGUCACCAGCCUGGCCCUCAACUCCUCCUAUGGCCUGGUGGUGUUCGGGAACAGCGAGGGUCUGGCGGUGGUGGACUACUUCCAGAAGACUCUGAUUCUCAGCAUGAGCGUGUCGGAGCUGCACGUCCCGGCGGAGCUGCGCUCGCCGCGGAAAUCCCAGCAUCCCUCUGGAGCUCUCUGCGACUCCAACGAAGGGACGAACAACCUGGACGAUCGCUGCAAGUCCCCCACCUCAGGACCCACCUCCCCCUGCAACUCAGACGACGAGCCAAAGCAGAAGUUCAUAGAGAAGGGUACUGUGUGUUUCAGUGAUCAGUCACCCCCCCCCCACAGGAAAGCCUCUAAAGCUUUUAUUUUGAAACCUCUUCCAGUGAAGUUCAAAAGCAGGCGCUUUUCCAAGACGGUUGCCAAUGACUUUGCCAAAUUUUCGCGGAGAAUUAGCUCAUCCAAUGAGCAAAAGCUGGACCACGAGCUCAGGUCCAAAGCCCGGCUCGCCUCCAGGAGGUGCUGCUACUCUGUCAAAGCCGGCAAGAGGGACCCCCAGAGGCGGCUGAAGGAAGACGUGUGUCGAACCCUGUCUGACCCCAACCCCUAUGCCAAGGACGGCUCGUUCAGCCGCUCCCGCAGCUCCAGCGUGACCAGCAUCGACCGCGAGUCUCCAGAGGUCCUCUCCUCCUUCCACUUCUGCGAGACCCUCCCCAGGAAGUGGGACGGCGGGCUCAGCCCCUGCCUGAUGGUGGGGGCCUCCCAGGGCUCCGUGAUGAUGCUCUCGCUGACGCUGCCCCCUGCUGGAGACCAGAGGCUGCUGCAGCCCGUCAGCCUCGCCUGCUGUGGCAGCCUGAACAGACUCAGGGGGGGCAUUCUGACCAUGGCUCUGCUGGACUCCACCGGGGCUCUGCUGCCCCCCCCGUUCGAACCGUGGUGCGACCCGAGCGCCUCGGAUGAGGAGAAGGAGAAGCUGCGGAGGCGCAGGCCGGCGUCCCCGCCGGCGCCACAGGGAGGCCAGGACGCGCAGUUCGCUGUGUUGUGUUCGGAUAAACAGGUCAAGGUGGUUUCCAUGGCAACGCAGAGCUGCGUGCACAAACACAGCAUCACAGAGGCCUCAUUCGUGCUCAGGGCCGAUGUCGUGCACGUGGCCGGAGCGUCCUGCGUCGCCUGUUUCUGCGCCAACGGGCACAUCAUGGCCUUCAGUCUGCCCAGCCUGCGGCCGCUGCUGGACGUCAACUACCUGCCGCUGACGGACAUGCGGAUCGCCAGAACCUUCUGCUUCUCCAACCAGGGCCAGGCUCUGUACCUCACCUCCCCCACCGAGAUCCAGAGGAUCUCCUACAUCCAGGAGACCUGCGACAACCUGCAGGAGAUGCUCAGUGAGCUCUUCACCCCCGUGGACACGCCUGAAGCUCCAAACAGAGGUUUCUUCAAAGGCCUUUUUGGGGGCGGGGCUCAGUCUUUGGACAGGGAGGACCUCUUCGGUGAAGUGGCUGCUGGGAAGGCGUCCCGGAGCCUGGCCCAGCACAUCCCCGGCCCGGGAGGCAUGGAGGGCAUGAAGGGCGCGGCGUCGGGCGUGGUGGGGGACCUGGCCCGCGCCAGAGUCGCCCUGGAUGAGCGAGGGCAGAAGCUGGGCGAGCUGGAGGAGAGAACGGCGGCCAUGAUGUCCAGCGCGGAGUCCUUCUCCAAACACGCGCACGACAUGAUGCUGAAGUACAAAGACAAGAAGUGGUACCAGCUCUGACGGGGGCUGUGGUUCUGGUUCAGAGUUCUCCCUCAGGACAGCAGGUCUGACAGCGGGCGUCCCUCUCCACGCCCGCGGCCUCAACGCCGGGUCGCCUCAUCUGACCGCUGUCUGGUUCUGAAGGAGGCGGAUCUGCUCUUGAUCAGGUCCAAAGACAAACGCAGGAGAACGUCUGACGCAGAACGUUUCUGCAGGAACCCGUCCCUCUGGAGCGGUUCCCUCGCUCCUCAGAGGCCACGCCUCCUGGUGGCCGCAGACGAUGGUGGAGCGUCCCUCGCCGUCCUAUUUAUUCCUGUUAGAAGGAGAUGAAGACACUGUGGUGACGGGCAUUGACAUUAAACAACAAAGACCCCCCCAUGAAGAGUUUACAGAGUUAAUACACUGGACCCCCCCCCGCACUAAGGUCACGAUGAGGAUAAAUGUCUAUUUUUGUUGCAGUUUGAAGCUUGAUGUGAAGAAUCUGAUUUAAGAAAAGGUUUCUGUCUUCAGACCCCCCCCCCCGUUUCAUGUCGUGACCCUCAGUUGUUUUUUGGCAGAUUUAUUUUUUAUUAAAUCUUCUUUUCUCUUGUA
Molecule: messenger RNA, 4412 nt
Organism: Oryzias latipes (Japanese medaka)
Lineage: Eukaryota; Metazoa; Chordata; Actinopteri; Beloniformes; Adrianichthyidae
Gene: stxbp5b
Product: syntaxin binding protein 5b (tomosyn)
Biological process (GO): Golgi to plasma membrane transport; exocytosis
Cellular component (GO): SNARE complex; plasma membrane; cytoplasm
Molecular function (GO): myosin II binding; syntaxin binding; GTPase activator activity
Source: RefSeq, a predicted model, not a curated record